Messenger RNA from Stomoxys calcitrans (stable fly), 1874 nucleotides. RefSeq names its product cAMP-dependent protein kinase catalytic subunit 3 (gene Pka-C3). Gene Ontology annotation, biological process: protein phosphorylation. Gene Ontology annotation, molecular function: protein serine/threonine kinase activity; ATP binding. Bases 350 to 1720 code for a protein of 456 amino acids. The transcript is spliced from 8 exons. Lineage: Eukaryota; Metazoa; Arthropoda; Insecta; Diptera; Muscidae. The record is from RefSeq and is a predicted model, not a curated record.
UUUACGUUUCAGUUUCAUUUAGAACGUGGAAUCGCACGGUCGCACAUAACGGAAAGUUAAAUUCGAGAAAAAUUCAAAAUAACCCUAAGACCAAAAAAAAAAACGAAAAUUUAUAUAUAAAAAAAAAUUUUCCAAUUUGCACAUUUUGCUGUUGUUCAAAAAGUUGAGAAAAGUGUGUGGGCUUUAAAAUUAAGAAACAAAAAAUAAUUGUUAAAACAAUAAAAAUCUCAAAAGAGACAUCCUCAAAACAAGUUUUGGUGAACUUUUGAUUGUGAGUUGAAGGUGAAGAAAGUACAAAUAAAUUUUGCGACGACUCUGAUUGCCUGGCAAUAAAGGACGUCAACUAUCAAUGUCAGCAGCCACUUGUUCCCGCGUAUCGACAAAAAUGGGCCCUACUACAAAUUCCAAAGUCAACUCUGUCGCUGGGGACUCAGUGCCAUUGAAACUAGGUCGCCAAUGUGCUGGUGUGGCCAAAGGAUAUGGAAGUGGUCGCAGUGCAACAACGGCCAGCAGUGAAUCAUCAGAUCCUUUUGAAUCCGACUACAGUGAAGAGGCCGAAGAGGAGGAGGAUUCAAAACACCACAGCUCGCGUGGAGAAAACAAUUAUGAAGACAUAGAUGGCGAUGAAGAAGAGAAUGAUAACGAAGAGGAGGAUGAUAAUGAUGAAGAAGAGGAGCAAGAUGAAGACGAUGACGGCAAUGAAACGGAUGAUGAAGAAGACGACAGCACAGAGGAUAAUAGCAGUGUGGAAACAGCCAAAGGUGUAAGGAAAUACAGUCUGGAUGACUAUCAAAUUAUUAAAACCGUGGGCACUGGAACAUUUGGUCGUGUGUGCCUCUGUCGUGAUCGAAUAUCCGGAAAAUACUGUGCUAUGAAACUGUUGGCCAUGUCCGAUGUUAUUCGUUUGAAACAAAUAGAGCAUGUGAAGAAUGAACGCAACAUAUUGCGUGAAAUCAGACACCCUUUUGUUAUAAGUUUAGAAUGGUCCACCAAAGAUUAUUGCUGUUUGUAUAUGAUUUUUGAGUACGUUUGUGGUGGAGAACUCUUCACAUAUUUAAGAAAUGCCGGUAGAUUUAAUAGGCCCACAUCAACCUUCUAUGCAGCUGAAAUAGUGUUGGCCUUAGAAUAUUUACAUUCAUUGCAAAUAGUGUACAGAGAUCUGAAGCCAGAAAAUUUACUCAUUAAUCGUGAUGGGCAUCUGAAGAUCACAGACUUUGGUUUUGCCAAAAAGCUAAGAGAUCGUACCUGGACACUGUGUGGUACACCGGAAUAUUUGGCACCUGAAAUUAUACAGUCCAAGGGACACAACAAAGCUGUGGAUUGGUGGGCUUUGGGCAUUCUGAUUUAUGAGAUGCUCGUCGGCUACCCGCCAUUCUACGAUGAAAAUCCAUUUGGUAUCUAUGAAAAGAUUCUGAGUGGCAAAAUAGAGUGGCCUCGUCACAUAGAUCCCUCAGCAAAAGACUUAGUUAAGAAAUUGUUAACAAAUGAUCGUACAAAGCGCUUGGGCAACAUGAAGAAUGGGGCUGAUGACGUUAAGAGGCAUCGAUGGUUUAAGGAAUUGAACUGGGAUGACGUCUACAACAAAAAGCUAAAGGCGCCAAUCAUACCUGAAGUUCAGUAUGAUGGGGAUACAAGCAAUUUUGAUGAUUAUCCAGAAAGUGAUUGGAAACCAGCACAGGCAGUAGACCAAAGUGAUUUUCAGUUAUUUAAAGAUUUCUAAUUUUUAAAUGACAUAGGCUUAAUAGAGUUCCCAUUAAUUUAUUAUUAUUUAUUAAUUUAGUUGUAUAAGAUUGAACGUACAUAUGUAUAUGAAAAACAAUUUGAUGCCUAUAACAAACAAAAUAUAAGACUCCAGAAAUUUUGAUUUGUAUGAA